AUGCAACCAGUGUUAUACUCGUGUAAGGAUGCAGAAGACGGUGAUCCAGGCUGGAUAAGAACUGGAUCAGAUAUUUGUUAUUACAAAAAUCAUUAUAGACGACCAUGUUCCAAUCCAAAGACUGAACGAGAGAAAUAUUACUACACGCUUACAUUCACAAUAGAAUUUCCCUAUUCAAACGACUGCUGUUAUUUGGCAUAUCAUUAUCCAUAUUCAUUUUCCUUACUGGAGGUAAGUUAGAACAUAGUUAAUAGAAUAGAUGGUUCGGAAACUCAUUAGAAUAACAAUAUAACUCAUUAUAUAUAUGUUAGUCAACGUUUAUUCAUAGAUAUGGUCCUUCACCGUCACUUGUGUAUUGCAUUUUUGCCAAAUCCACCAAUAACAAUUUCGAAUUUACCAUAUUGCUCAAGUCACGGUAGGGAACUUUCCUAAAACAUUGUUAUUGGUUAGUUGGACAAAAAUACAAUACGCACGUGACGGUGAAGGACCAGAUUUAUGAAUAAACGUUGACUAACAUGCAUAGAAAACGAAUGUGUCUUAUAAUAUAAUGACUAUAAUUUAAGAAAAUAAUAAUGACUAUAAUUAAUAUUAAUGAAAUAAUAAUGACUAUAUAAUUAAUAGUGACUAUAAUAGACCUUUAUAAAAAGGUUGACGUCAGCAGGCUUGUGACGUAGUUUGCGGAGGAAAUCCCGAAAGCUCAGAGUUGUUUACUUGUUUUGAGUUUUUUAAAAGCGAAAAGAAGCCAGUAUUAUGGUAAGUUUGAAGUAAAUUUUUCUAUAUAUAGGCCAAAUGAGUUUUCAUAUUCGUCGGAGUUUAAAUUUUAUUUGUUUUUAUAUUAGAUUGUACAUUUAUUUUACUGUCAACAUUUAGCAAAUUGUUCGCUCGGUCUGUUUAUAUAUUUCGUUGCUAAAAAGUAUAAUUUUUCUUUUUUGUUUCUCAAAUUCAUCAGUCUAAUCAUCAGAAUGGCCCUAAUCAAGCUGUAGACAGCAAUACACAGGCUCAGUGAUCGUGCAAAGAGGUACAUAAGUGAACUUAGACAUAUAAACUAAGACUAAGUAUUAUUUUAUCGAUAUAUAGUUGAAGUGAAAUACAUGACAAGUAGCUUUUAUCAAUCGUGUAUAACACUUUCCGUGUCUGCGUCUACAAUCUAGCUUUAAUUUUCUAUCAAGAUUUUGCCAGGUUGUGCCAUUCUGGUGAUUAGACUGAUAAAUUUGAGAAACAAAAAAGAAAAAUAUACUUUUUAGCAACGAAAUAUGUAAACAAACCGAGCGAACAAUUUGCUAAAUGUUGACAGUAAAAUAAAUGUACAAUCUAAUAUAAAAACGAAUAAAGUUUAAGCUCUAUAACGAAUACGAAAACUCAUUUGGCCUAUAUAUAGAAAAGUUUACUUCAAACUCACCAUAAUACUGGCUUCUUUUGGCUUUUAAAAAACUCAAAACAAGUAAACUUUCGGGAUUUUUUCCGCAAACUACGUCACAAGCCUGCUGACGUCAACCUUUUUAUAAAGGUCUAUUUAAGUCAUCUUCUUUUCUUCUGAAAAUGACUUAAAUUAUAGAAUGAAAUGUUUUUCGGAUUGUUUAUUGUUUUGAGUUUUAUUAAAAUACUCUAUAUGGCAACCGUAAUUUUAUACUCUUCUUCUUUAUGCACUUUUCCUAGACUGCGAGCGGUCCCUCCUUUCCACGCAUUUAGCUUCCCAGGCGUGCGAGGGGGAAGGAGGGACUACCGACAACACAUCAAGAAAGGAAAUAAGCCAACUUUUCGCUCUUGUCAAUUUGACUCCGCCUUUGCAUAUAAAACAUUACUUAUAUCCAAUUAAAUCUAUCCAAUAGGAACCGUUAAUGUCAUGUUUAUUUAUAAAAUCAACAUUCAGUCUGGAAAUUAUUUAUCGCAUAAUAUAUAUCAGAUUUGAUUGACAGGCACAUCGAUUUCUACCAAUGGGAAUUUUGCGUUUUAUGAGCAACGCAUAUUUCGUUUCUUGAUGUGUUGUCGGCAGUGGCUCCUUUCUCCCGAGGGACUGCUCGCGGUCUAACGAAUAUCGACUUGAUCCUAACAAGACGCAGAUUCUAUAGAGUUGAAAUAAUAUAAAACUAGUUUUUAGAUCUCUGAGGAUGGUUUUGAAAUUAGCAUCGAUAUACUCUUCUUGUUUGUGCACUUUUCCUAGAAUCAUUUACUAACUUACGAAUAUCGACUUGAUCCCAACAAGAUCUUGUAUAAGCGACAAGUUCUUUGUGAUACUUUAACUGGGAAUCCAUGUUACGUGAUAACAAUAACAUCACCAAACUGUAGUCAUGGUAAGUCAUGUUCACUUGUUACACAUACACAUGUUGGUGAGCUUAAGCAAGCGAACAUUGGUAUAACUUAUUUUGGCGACAAUUUGCUUCGUAGCGCUCGUGUAAGGAAGCAAAAAACUUUAAGAAUCAUAUUCUGUCAUAUGUUGACAAUUACCACAAACUGACACAAGCACAGCCCCCCUCGACAAUCUGACGUUCGUGUUGAAAAAGCAUUACUCUGCCAGGCCGUAAUUUUGGUUUUAGUUUUCGGAGUUACAAACUUGAAUUUUCCCAGGUUAUGCAAAUCCCAACGCAAAUUAGCUUAUGCUUUCUCGUACACAUCUAGGGGUAAUUACGUACUUUUUACUCGGGUACUUUUGGUUAACAGGGGGUCAAGUUCACGAGUAGCUCCAGUGAUGCAUAUAGUUCAGCGUGCAAUCAAUUCGAAUAUGCACAGCAGUAUUACAAAGAUUGCCAGGCAAAUUUUAAAAAUUUCGUUAAAUUUUCACCGAAUUGUUAACCUUGCAUCUUACUCUUGACGUCCUCGCAUGUUGAAUUACAGUGUUUUUGUUCAGAUUCGCACAUAGUACGCCCUUAUUCAAUAUUAAUUUUAAAUAGUAUUUUUGAAAUGCUGCAAAUUUCAUACAUUAAAUUUCAUACAAUUUGCUUCAACAAUAGGGCAAAAAAAUAUGUGGGUUUCCGGUUUCCCGACCCUAGCUAGCUUUUGGACGCCGAAAUUCCGACCCUAAACUUUUUUAUUGGAUCAUGCUUGUAAACGUUCGUGAAAAAUGGAAAUUGAGGCAAUGUUAGCAAAAUUUAUCUUCGAAUGUGGAAGCACUAACUAAACAAAAUGGCAUCCGGUUGUUAGGAAAAUUAAAAAAAAAGUUAAAACCGACCUACCCUACCUAAGUUUUUACAAGAAGAAAUAGGAAACCCACAUAUAUUUUUUUGGCCUAGGCAAUCAAAGCUUUUUGGAAGUAAAAUAAUUGUUACAAUUUUAUUACAAAAUUUAUCGGCUUUCAUAUCAUUUAGAUAAUCGUCCCUACAUAUUUCUGUGCUCGAGAGUUCAUCCAGGUGAAAGCAAUGCUAGCUGGGUAAUGAAAGGUAUAGUAUGCCUAUUUUAGGCAUAGUUUUUCGAAGUUAAUUGUGUCUUCGCUAGAACGUUGCUGUUUGUUGCACUUCGAUUUGUUUGGUUGGUUGCCUCUCGCCGGCCUUGUGUUAAAUACGCUGAUUUGUAGAAUUUCUGGAGCUGAGUGUCGUAUAUGCAUUUAAUUGUUAUCAGCGUUGUUCCACCAAACUUCUCGCCAGUUUUAAAAUCUAUUCUGUUGACAUUUACCUUCCAUAUACCCGUUCCGUCCUUGAGAGAAGUUGGUUCGGCAGGGCUGCAAAAUAUGGCGGACCAUUGGUCCCAGAAAAUUGUUGAGGUUGGCAGAAUAAAAUGGAAGGUGAAUCCGUAAAAAGCAAAAAGUCUUAAAGGAAAGAAAGUGUAUUUUACUAAUUUUAGCGACAGCCAUACUCUACUUAGUUUACUAUAGACCAUAUAGACGAAAAUACAUAAGGGCUAAUUUCUAACAAAAGAAUAUUUAUUCGCUAGCCUUGUUGGAGCUUAGUUGCGAUAAAAUUCUAAAAAGCAUAAUGUACGAGUCAAAUCCAACCGCGAUCAGCCCCCGCGCAACCCCCGGGGAAUUUGACUUUUGAAAAAAUAUUUGGUCAAAUGCCCGCCCAAACAGGCAGAAACCACAGUCAAAUGCCCUGCUAUAGGGGUAGCCCGCGUGCAGGCCCAAGGGAACUGAUAGUGGGCCUGCAAGCAAGGCCCGGUAUUUUGUAAAACGCCCCUUUUCAUAACACGCCCCAUUCGCGCGUCAAUUGUCAAAAAAGAACCAAUGACAGCAACUCAAAUAUUAACAAACAAACUCGCAUUAAAAUGUUGCGGGGUUUUCUCUGCUUUAAUAUUCAAAAUAGAAACAAUGUGUAAAUGCCUGUGUUAAAACUCCAAAAAAGCAAGCAACGCAGUCAGUAAUUGCCAAAUUUACAAGUGCUCAUUUUCAACUAAAAUCGGAACAGGCAAAUUAAGACGAAUUUCAACAGAAAACCGGUCUCAAACUUCAAAUCGUGAGGGAAGUCGUGCGACCACAUCAGCAUUUAUAAUGUUGCUUCGCUGUCGCCAUUCAGUGUUAUAAAUAAAUUGUCUCACUUAUCAGAUCGUGUGUGCAAUUCUUGUUGGCGGCGGAAAGUACGAAAUUUAUUUCAGAUAUUUCAUUUGGUGAGAACUCUACAAAAGAAGAGAGCGUUCAGAGUCCAGAUCGUUUCGUUUCAAACGGCAAUUUAAUGCCGUCUUCUCUUUUGCUCUCUCAGCGAAGCCUUGUAAAUCGCAAAGUAUUUUGAAUAGGCUUACAUGCAACUGCAUCUAAACAUCAACCAAAAGAUAAUUUUCUUGAGGAACAUAUAACGUAUCAAGUCUGUUUGAAAUUAAUGAAACUCAAGUAAAGGUUACUAUAGUUUUAUACCCCAUUCGUUUUCAAUGUUGCUAUUCCAACACCUCACGACAAGCAAUCCUCAUUGGCAUAACGGCAAAAACAUCUCUUCCUUCAAGUAAACAAUAAACAGUCUGUUCUUGUUCCAUUUGUAAUCGAAAAAAGUGAUUAAUUUUCGAAUUUUAAGCUUAUCGAGAGCCUUUGUCUAUGCCUUUGUGAUGAAUCACUGACCUAAUUAUAGAAUCCAACAGCAAACAGCCAAUCAGAAUGCCGCGUUCGUGGGCGAACGCGGAAAGUACAAAAUACCGGGCCUUGCUUGCAGGCCCACUAUCAAGUUCCCUUCAGCCUGCUCCCUUGGGCCUGCACGCGGGCUACUAUAGGGGUAGUCCUAGCUGGUUCUGGAAUUUUGGCCAAAGUUAAAUUGAACAAGUAUUUCAAGAUUAAAAAGAACGAAAAAUAGGCCAGACAGUUCUUCUUAUUGUUCAACCGGGCAUAUUGUAUCAUAUAUCUAUGAUUGAUAUUUGUGAUUCAGAAGCAAUUUUUAAACUAUCGAAAAGACGUAAAAUAUAAAACUCCUGAACGCUAGAGUGUACACAUAUUUUUAGGGAAAACCGCUGAGCAGGUUGUUGUCAAGUGGUCAAAUGCCCGACGGGGCCGUCAAAUGCCCGACCGGUCACCGGUCCGUCAAAUUCCCGCUUAUACGGAGGUAAUGUUAAGUCAAAUGCCCUGGGGUUGUCGGGGGGGGGGGGGCUGAUCGCGAUUGGAUUUGACUCGUACAUAACAUUUGCUUGCAGAAAAAGUUUUCCAACGAAAACAUUAUAUGCAAUAUAUUUUGCAACCGUGCGGCUUGGACUAGCUGUUAGGAUUUCUUCAUCCUUAAGAGCCCGCUCAUGCGGACCCAACAAUGUCAGACCAACACCAUCGAACAAAACCGGUUUCUUUCGCAAACAUUUUAAAGCACAGAUUUUCAAUUUUGGUAAAUCUUACGAUUUUAUCCAAAAGACUUGACUAUAGGCAGUUAAUUCAACACUGUUGUGUGUCGAACAACCCGCCACCAGGUGUCUUGUACAUGGAACCUUGUUAACUUUUGAGCAUGUUUGUUAUUAACUUUCUGGAAAGCGACACAAGAAAUACAAAUAUGCAUUUUAUUAUUUCUAUAGGUGUGCUCGAUUUCUUAUCAAGUAGCAAGAGUGAUGAUAGAAAUUUACAUUUUUAUAAUAAUACCCAGAGCCAAUAAUGGGGUCUGUUAGAACGUUUCUUUAUACCAGCAAUGUUUCAAUCCUGUCGCUCGCAUGCAAUUAGCGGCUAUAAAUGUUUAGGUGUAUCCCCCGACAUGCCACCCAAUUUUCAUUCAACUCAUUCAUACCUUAUUUGAUUUGUUUUUGGCCUGAAAGAUUGUUGAUUACUAUUUCGAAAUAUGCGAAACGAACUAUUGACUUCUGCUCGACCUAGCCUCAUGCAACCGUGCUGGGCAAUUUCGAAUUUCGUCAGCCAGGGGACGGUUGUUCAAAGCGCUAGCCGUUUGUAUGCAUGUUUGUUCAUUUCAAAACUUUAGAAAGUAUAACUUCUGAUGAUCCAGACAAUAUUUCUGGAAAAAUAUUUACAGGUUGGAAAGAUUGCUUUGACGUUUUUCGUUAACCUAGGAUUAAGGUAACCAGCUUUCGAACAACCCGCCCCAGUUGUCGUGUACAUGGAGCCUUACUAACUUUCUGAAAAGCAACGCAAGAAAUACAAAUAUGCAUUUUGGUCUUUCUAGGUGUGCUCGAUUUCUUAUUAAGUAGCAAGAUCACAGCAAGAGUGCUGAGAGAAAUUUACAUUUUUAAAAUAAUACCCAUGCUUAACCCGGAUGGCGUAAUAAAUGGGUGGUAAGUGUUAUUGCGAUGGGCCGUUUGCAUAACAAAUUUUCUUAUAACAAUAGUAGCAUUAGUAACACAAAGUCAAUAUACUCCUUUUAGUGAGGCGGAUAUGCGCAUGGAUGUUUCCGAAGAGGGUUAAAAGCACCAAAUUGUGCACAGUAGCAUCUUUUUAUGAGUAGAACAACGUGCAAAAGUGGGGCCAUCGUGAAACUGUUUUUUUUUAAGAGAGUUACGAUGCUAUUAGCAUUAUUUGCUAUUAAAUUCUACUACAACAAAAAAUGUGAAAUUUUGAAUUCAAUCGCGACAAAUAUAACUUGCAUCAUCAGAAAGCUUGUAAAAAACUACAUAAAAGACUCUUAAACAGUUUUUUUAUUCUUCAAAUGGUUAUUGCUGUAAAUUAGGCACAUUAUCUUGCUAAAAGUCCAUAAUUAAUUACUCGAUGUUUGAAAAUGCGUUUUUAACAGUUUAUAAUUCGAAAACUAUUUCAGAAAUCAAAAAACUGUCUAAACGUUUUAUAUGCAGUUUUUUAUAAGCUUUCUGAUGAUGCAAGUCAUAUUUGUUGUAAUUGAAUACAAAAUUUCAAAGUUGUUUGGCUAUAAUAGAAUUCAAUAGAAGAAAAUCACUAAUCACCCGUUUUCAGGAGUUAGCAGCAAAAUAGCGAUGGCCCCACUUCAAAUAUCUAUUAAGCAAAUAAAACUACAUCAAUUGUAAAAGUUUGAUGCUUUUAACCUCAAUGGGAGCUACUGAUCAAUAAUUUUACACAUAUCCGCCUCACCAUUUAUUCUUCUUUGGGUGAGCAGGUGAAAGAUUGAGACUAUCGGCUGCCAUCCGCUAGCUGACUGUCAUCCAUGUAUUACACCGUAAUUGUUUUGAAAGGCAUUAACUACGACACAAUCAAAUUUGUGAAUACGAAAUCAUGCACGGGUGAUUUUGAUAUCUUCUAAGUACUAUUUACAAAUACAAAAUGCAAUAUAUUGUUGUGUCACGUUACAGUCCCAUCAUUUCAAGGCAUGAGAAGUAGCUUCCCCAACACUAAUCCAAGAAUACAAAUUAACAACAAGAUAUUCACACACGUUUAUAUUCACUGUCUGUGUUAACAUAAAUGUAAUGUAUUAAAAAUUAUGUACUUUAUCGUUUACAUCUAGCCAUCGUUGUUCAUUAUCUGGUGCUGAUCUCAACAGACAGUGGCUGGACCCUGAUCCUAUCUUAUUUCCAACUAUCUAUCAUGCCAAAGGAUUGUUACUUUACUUGCAAGCAAUGAACAAGAAACCGUUGGUAUGCAAUCUUAUUUAAUAUAUUACUUGGGGUAAUAAUGUGCAAUCAUUAAUAUAGGUGUACAUACGGUGUACUUGGCCUUUGCAGCUCUCGUAGCGAUGCGCCACCAUGGACAAUUGGGAUUAGGUGGAUUUUCGAUCUGCCGGGAAAACCUGUAUAUUUUAGAAACGGACUUAAUCACCUCCGCGCUGUCUUAGCACGGCAAAAUAAGACGAACACGCGUUGAUUUAUAUCUAUUUAUCAUUUAUUUAAAAUAAUUCAUUAUAUCUGAUUGGCUAACAGCCAACUAUAAAAUCGUCAUAUCAACUCAAUAGCUGACCAAAUAUGACAUAAAAAUAUAAAAUGUCAAUUGUUGCAUAUUUACUAGCCAGCGCUACAUACAUUGCCACAGUAUAGUUAUUGUGUAAACAUAUUAUUGCUUUCAAUAAAGAUUUUAAUAGAUGGAUAGCGAUUCAACUGCCUGGAAAAUACAAACAAAACGUCGGCAUUUCGAGCGAAAGUCCUUCGACUUUGUCUGGAAAUUAGUAGACAAAGACCGUUCAAAAUUAUAUUAUUGGUUAGCACCUGUAUGGCUGUACUACAGUCACGCUACAGUUAUAAAUAUUGCAGUAUUAAAUAUAAUAAAUGACUUAGAGUCUUAGGAAAAAAGUAAAUAGACCCCUUCCCGUGUUAUACACGUUGGCAGGGAAACGUAUUUUAAAAGCUCCAAAGAGAUGGUGUAAUGGGGAAUGUAUCCUUUUAUAUAAUCGUAAUUUGCCAGCCAGCAAAAUAUAAACAAGGCAAGGACAGCCAAGGUUUUAUACUCUAACUAUAGUGACCAUACGGCAUAUGGUAAAAUCAUACGACAUCUGCAGUAAUAGCAGUAUGGCUUGCCUUAUUCUGUUUAGAUACCAGUAUAUGUUAUACAUUUUACACUUUUAUCACAGUACCAUAUAUUACAGUAAUAUUAAUGUGUGCGAUGCCGUUUGUUUUUGCUGUAUUUUUUUAAAAUGUUUGGAUAAAUUAGCGUACAUGUCAAUCAACCUGUUGUCAACGUAUAUUCAUCCAAUGACAAUUCUCGGCAGCUGGCUGCCGAGAGUGAUCAAUUUUACUAGGGCUUUCGGGCAGGCUCUUCUUCAAUUAUCGAGAUAAAUAAAAGAGCCGGCCACGCUGGCUACCUGGUUCAAUACGAAAAUAAACAGAAUCCGUGUCCUCGGUUGUUAAAGGUCUAAAAUUAUUUCCCUCUGGGCCAUAACGAUUUUUGAUUUCAAAUAAGAUUAUCAAAGGUUUGUCCUUAAGGACUCAGCCUAUUUUUUCUUUAAUAAAUACUAGGUAUUUUGCGAUUUCCAUGGUCAUUCACGCAAGAAGAAUGUUUUCAUGUAUGGUUGCCAUAAUCCAACCGUUGAUCUUCCGGUCACAAUCGUCACGUCAGGCUCAGAGUCGGACUCCUCCAAUGUUGGUGAAGCUGUGAAGGAAACGAAUUAUAGGGUGAGACUAAUUGAGUUUUCUCGUAAAGGAAAUGGACAACAAAAAUUAGUUUGUUCAAUUUGAAAGAAAGAAGAAUCUUGCCGAAAAUCAGUAAAAAAUUUGCCAUGCAUUGAAUGCCUCGUAAAUUGGGACAAACUUUUUAUUGCUAUUUCCCUUUGAUUUUCGUUCGCAUGCCUCGUGGUUCAAUUUCUAAAGAGAAACAUUUUUUGUCGCGUAUUUGCGAUGAAAAGCGUUCCAAACUUAAAAUCUUUUGGCUACCUUUUUAGCUAUAAAAAGCUAUAGCUGUAAAACUGUCAAUAAAAGUGCAAUUAUGAAUGAUGCUUUAAAAUUGACGCCUCGAUCAACCAAUUUUUCUUUGGCGUACCAUCUAAAAUAUCUUUUUUUUAGCUUAUUUUACAGAUAGAGCAUUAAUCAUACUUUGUAAAUUUGAUUGCCGAUUGAGAAACGUAUUAAAAAUUUUGAAUGUAGUCAUAAUCAUAAUUUUGAGCGUGUUUUACGCAUCAUACAAACAAAUGUCAUUUUGAUCUUGAGGAUGAAUUGUUGAAAUAGUAUUCUGAGUUUAACUAUAAGUUUGCAAUUUAUUUCUUAGUAUUACAUUUUGAUCCUUUUACUAUUUUUCAAUGCAUUGUUUUACCUUUGUUUUGCCCAAUGUACUUUGUUUAGCUACAGUUGUAAUCUUUUCUAAUCAGCCUUAACAUUCCUGUUUUUCUACUUUAUCUAGACAUUGCCAAGAAUACUACAUUCCAUUGCACCGUCUUUCUCAUUCCAAAAUUGCAGUUUUCUUGUGGAGUCUUCUAAGGAGUCCACUGCCAGAGUUGUUGUAUGGCGAGAGCUAGGGGUAACUAGGAGUUAUACUAUGGAAAGUACUUAUUGUGGGACAGAUCAAGGACCAUACAAGGUAACCACUUCAUUGCAUAUUACCGUAUUUACUUGUUCAAGCGCCUGGCGCUUUUCAAUUUCUAGUGUUUGGGAUUUAAGGGCGGCUUUUAUUCGAAGGGCGGCGCUUUUUAAAAAUAUUUCGAUAACAAGAAGUGUUGGAAGCUACAAAAUAAAGCUUAGAAACAUCAAAGUACAGGAGAAAAAUUAUCCGUGGCUUAUUAAAGAUUGACAUGUACAGCACUGUAAUUGUCUUUUUAGUUUCGUUUCUCGAACUAUUUUUCUCUCGCAACUUCGAUGUUGCGAACAAGUGCCGCGCUUAUUCAAGGGAAGCGCUUUUUAAUAUUGUUAAUCUCAUAUGCGUCGCUAACUCGGGUACGGCGCUUAAACGAGUAAAUGCAGUAUGAGUGCAAUGGUGAAAUAUCUUCAUGAGGUGAAAGAUUUAUUGGCCGUUAACUACGGUACGAUUAGCGUUUUGGCUCAUUGAAUUGAAUUGAACGAAAGCGAAACCGUGCAACCAAACAAAACGUUUAGUACAAAAAUCGAGUGGGCCCUGCAACGUUCCAUUGCACGGUCAGUAAAAUAGAAAUUUUUAUUCAGUAUGACGCAGUCAUAAUCAGCCAAUUUUAUAGUAAAAAACCUCAUCUUUAUCUACAUUUUCAGUGUAGAAGUUGCUGCAUGGAUGUGAUGUCAAUAGACAUGAAUUGCAAAUUAGUUUUCUUUGUUUUUCGCUCCAAAAUUUCAGUUAAUGAUAUCAUAUCCGGAAAGUUUGGUAUAGGGAAUGCAUAUUGCAUUUCUUCUUAGAAUGACCCAAAUAUUGCACGAACACGAAAUGGUUUUUUAAUGAUCCUAGUUUACUCAUUCUGCACGGUUCUUAGGCCAGCAAUUUUACCUGUUAAAUACACCGCGGCUUUUCAAUUUUCAGGGCUUUCAUAUUGGUACGAAAGAACUUGAAGAAAUGGGUCGAUGUUUCUGCGCCGGUCUUCUAAAGCUAGGAAACAGUAGUAGUAUUACUGCACUACUUGGUACCAUUCCUAAGUUAAGCAUGGAUGAGCGUGAGGCUGACGACGAUAUAUUGUAAGUUCUAAAUUCUUCUUUCCUUAUCAAACAGAUUGCAGUAAUCUCCAUUGAGAUGAUUUUCUUGAUUUCAGUUGGGUCAAAUACAAAUUUGCGUAUUUUUGCACUUGAUCGCUAAUGCUAAAUCGACCAAUGUCAAAGCUGGACUAUUGGUGUAGAUUCGGAGACACCAACACAUUGGCCAUGGUUUGAUUAUACGAUUGUUGAUGAAACCUCGCACAACUCAAAAUUCUAUCCAAUGUGAAAAUACAUAUUCAUACCUGUAAUUUGGUUGAGUUCUUAUUUGUUAUCCUUUUCAAAUCUAUGAUCAUUGUAUUUCAUUUUUAUUUGUUUCCAGGCUGCCAGAUGGUGAUCUAUUUGCUCCUGUUGAUACGUACCCUUACGAAGGACGUGAAUAUGCAACUCAACUCUUAGUUUAAAGAAAGACGAAUUUUAAUCCAAACCUGGGAACAUUGCAUUUUGUUUCAUUUAUAGUUUCUCCGUUUGCAUAACAUGCAACUAACUUGUGGACAAUCCGAAAUUUCGUAUUUCUUUGAAUCUUUCUUUGUUUUAUCUUCCCAUUUAAACUUCGGAUCUGCGUCUUCUGCGUUUGGGACUUUAAGAAAGAUUCAAAUCGAAGUCCUGGGUACUAGUAGUUUGCCUGCCAUGUGGGUGAGUCUGGCUCACUUCCCUGGGCCGGAGUUUACGAUCUGGAAGGCAACAGCCCCACGACACAUUUUUGAAUCUUGAAUAUUUGAAAAUGAAUAAUUAAUAAAUAUAGAAUGAUUGACUUGUUGUCGCAGGAUUGUCUUAAUAGCAUUUCAUUCCUUACAAAUCACUGAUAUAUAAUACUUCAUGGUGAAGCUGUUGCGAUGCGAUAAAUUCCUGAUAUGAUGAUAUACUAUGUUAAAGUGCCAGUUUAGUAGAGCUGGAACGUUUUGCAAUUGGAUAAUGCGAGUUGCGUCCCUUGGUUGGGCCUCGGUGGGAUGAAAUUAUGUAAACCUGGCGUCUUCAAAAUAUUUUUUGUUGUGGUUGCACAAACGAAACGAUUACCACUUUAAUAGUGUCUGUUAAUUAAGGUCUAUAGAUGUUUAACAGUCAUACAACACAGAAGUUAUUCUACUUGGGUAAGCUUUCCGGCCAACGGGCUCAUAUGAACAAAGUUUGAUUUUUGUUUCAGAAGAAUCUCUUAAGACCCGUACACUAGCCUAUACUAAUCUAAUCCCUGAUGAACUUCUCCCUGAACUUCUCCCUGAUGAUCUAAUCCCUGAUGAACUUGAGAUGGUCUGCAUUGAAUUAAGUUUACCCUACAAUAAAUCACUGCUAAUAAGCACAUGGUAUAGACCACCAAAUUCUCUUAUGAAUAUAUUUGAUUACUGGGCAAGCUUUUUAGCAAAAUGUGAUAAUGAAGAUAAGGAGCUAAUCCUCAUAGGAGAUCUAAAUUGUGAUGUCAGUAAAACUAUACCUGACCCUCACACAUGUAAGGUGCAAUUUUUAUGUUCUCUGUAUCAGAUAGACCAACUUAUUAAAGAAUCUACAAGGCUAACUCCUAAAUCAGCUACACUAAUUGAUUUAAUAUUAACAAAUAGACCAGAAAAUAUUUCCAGAUCAGGUGUCAUUCACCUGGGAAUUUCAGAUCAUAGCCUUGUCUACGCUGUGAGAAAAUUUACACUACCGAAAGGAAGGCAAAAAAUUCGUCAGGUUCGUAACUUUAAAAACUUUGUCGAAAAUGAUUUCAUUCGGGAUGUGUCUCAAUUGCCUUGGGAGAUGGUCUAUCAGUUUUGA
This is a messenger RNA of Paramuricea clavata, 13059 nucleotides long. The record is from the annotation of a GenBank genome assembly. Lineage: Eukaryota; Metazoa; Cnidaria; Anthozoa; Malacalcyonacea; Plexauridae.